Emericellopsis atlantica is the source of this 1131-nucleotide messenger RNA. Its product is annotated as arsenical-resistance protein. Gene Ontology annotation, molecular function: antiporter activity; arsenite transmembrane transporter activity; antimonite transmembrane transporter activity. Gene Ontology annotation, biological process: antimonite transmembrane transport; arsenite transport. Lineage: Eukaryota; Fungi; Ascomycota; Sordariomycetes; Hypocreales; Bionectriaceae. The record is from RefSeq and is a predicted model, not a curated record. The transcript is spliced from 4 exons. The coding region runs from base 1 to 1131 and encodes 376 amino acids. Gene Ontology annotation, cellular component: plasma membrane.
AUGCCUCGCAAUCCCGACGCUGAAAAAGGCCUCGCGCCACCGCAGGCCGGGGAACGAGAGAAGCAGGCCACCGGAGGAACCGGCCAGAGCUCGGCCUUCAAGGCCCUGGGCUGGCUGGAUAGGCUCCUGGCCCUCUGGAUCUUCCUUGCCAUGGCUAUUGGCAUCAUCCUGGGCAAUUUUGUCCCCAACAUUGGUCCGGCCCUUCAGCAGGGCAAGUUUGUUGAUGUGUCUAUCCCCAUUGCCAUUGGCCUUCUCGUCAUGAUGUACCCCAUUUUGUGCAAGGUGCGGUACGAGGCGCUGCCCGAGGUCUUCUCGCACCGCGCCAUCUGGAAGCAGAUUGGCUUCAGCAUCCUGAUCAACUGGAUCAUUGCCCCUUUUCUCAUGCUUGGCCUAGCUUGGGCUUUCCUCCCCGAUGAAGAGGGCUUGCGAGAGGGUCUCAUCCUCGUUGGGCUUGCCAGGUGCAUCGCAAUGGUCCUGAUAUGGAAUGGCCUCGCCGGCGGCGACGCCGAGUACUGUGCCAUUCUCGUGGCAAUCAACUCGCUCCUGCAAAUGGUCCUCUACGCCCCGAUGGCUAUACUUUUCAUAGGCGUCAUAGGCGGCGACGCGGCGGCCAGUACUAUUUCCUACUCGACCGUCGCUAUAAGCGUCGCUGUCUUCUUAGGCAUCCCCCUCGGGGUGGCUAUGGUUACCCGGUUUGUCCUCCGUAAGCUCGCCGGCGCAGACUGGUACGACCGCGUCUUUAUACGCUACAUAUCUCCAUGGGCCCUUAUCGGCCUUCUCUACACCGUCCUCGUGCUCUUCGCGUCGCAGGGCCGCCAGGUCGUCCAACAGAUCGUGUCGGUCGUCCGCGUGGCUGCCCCUCUUAUCGUCUACUUCAUCAUCGUCUUCUUUGUCACCCUCUGGAUGGCACGCCGCGUCGGAUUCAACUACUCGCUGUCCGCGACGCAGAGCUUCACGGCAGCCAGCAACAACUUUGAGCUAGCCAUCGCCGUCGCCGUCGCGGCAUACGGCCCGGACAGCAAGCAGGCGCUGGCCGCGACAGUGGGUCCCCUGAUCGAGGUGCCCGUCUUGAUUGGGCUUGUAUAUCUUGUCCGUGUCGUGGCAAAGCGGUGGCGGUUUGACAACUUGUGA